CAUGCUGCAGUCCAUGGGGUCGCAAAGAGUCGGACACGACUGAGUGACUGAACUGAACCAAACUGAUCACGUGGACCAUAGCCUUGUCCAACUCAAUAAAACUAUGAGCCACGCCAUGUAGGCCAGCCAAAACAGAUGGGUCGUAGUGGAGAGUUCUGACAAAACAGUCCAGUGGAGAACGGAAUGUCAAACCACUUCAGUAUUCUUGCUUUGAGAACCCCAUGAACAGUAUGAAAAUGUCAUAAAUUUAUUUAUUUAGCAAAUGCUGAAUUUUCUCACUAUGUUCCUCUUCAGCCAGGGGCUGUUGAGAGCACUAGAGGCACAGCAGGAGAGCUCUGCCCUCAUGGAGCUUCUCAUCCAGAGAGGGAAAAAGAGAAAGAUGGCCAGGAAAGGGUGCCAGGUGGUGAUGGGCACCUUAGGAAAAGGCUGAACCAGGGAAGGGUGGGCAUGCAGGUGAGUGAGGGCCAUGGGGCACAUGGCCUGGGAGGGAGCCUUGUGCCAGGCAGGGUCCUGUGGUGAGGACGUGCCCACACAGUCAAGGAGUGACCAGGGGCCAGCGUGGCUGGAGCAGUGAACCGAGGGGAGCCAGAAGGAGAUGAGGGCCGAGGGCCUUGUAGGCGUUCCAGUGGCUCUUGCUUCCAUUCUGAGUAAGUGGAGAGCUCCUGCAGGGUGUCAUGCAGAGCCUGGAAUCUUCCCCUUGCGUUUUCAGAGGCCGUCUCAGGUGCCCGUGCCGAGGGCUCUCUGCUGCACCGUAGGAGGGUGCGGUGGAUGGUGUGAGACCCUCCUCUGUAGGAGGGCGAGGUGCUCAGUGCAGGUGGAGGGCGAGGGCCCAGGCAGCAGAAUCCAGGACAGAGGGGUGCUUCUGGGUCUGCUUUGAAGGCAGUGCAAAGAGGACUAGCCAGUGGCAUAAAAAGCAACUUUGGUUUUCAGCUGAACACUGUAAGGAAGCAGUGACCAUCACUGAGGUGGGCAAGGCUGUGUAAAGAGCAAGUUUGUAAGGCAGGGCGCUUGUGUAUGUGCUGGAGGGCCAGGGUGGGACUGGUGUUGACAAAGCCAAGUAAAGAAAGAACUUCAAGAAGGAGGGAGUGAGUGAAUGUGUUGAAUAGGGUUCAAGGUAAAAUAAAGUGAGGAACUGAGGAGAAUUCCCCGGCAUUCCAGUGGCUAGGACCCCUCACUUCCACUGCAGGAGCACAGGUUGAAUCCCUUAUCGGGGAACUAAGAUCUUGCGAGCCGCAGGGCGUGGGCAAAAGUAAAAUGAGGAAUUGAGAACUGACCACUUCUCUUGUAGGUGAGAUCUCAGCAGCUUUGUUGACAGAGUAGGUCACAUGCCUGGCUGGCGUGGGUGCAGAUACGGGCUGUCGUCGGAGCCGAAUGGGCGCCAAGAGGGGGGUAUUCUUGUUUUUGAGCUGGGAGGAAGAACACGGUAUUUAUAGCUUGGUAGGGAUGACACCGACUGGAUGGACAUGAGUUUGCACAAGCUCCGGGAGUUGGUGAUGGACAGGGAGGCCUGGUGCUGCAGUCCAUGGGGUCGCAAAGAGUCAGACACGACUGAGCGACUGACCUGAACUGAGGGAUGACACAGAACAGAAGGAUCAUGGCUUUAGAGAUUUCAUUCUGGCCCAUCCAGGUAUGUCAAGGCUGGUGUUUAACGCUGGGGCUGGGCUUGUUUGGAUGCCGAGAAGGUCACUUCCCGGUUUGAGGCAACAUUCAAUGGGAUGUGGGCGUGUUUUCCUACUUGAAGUAGUGGGGUACCGCCAAGUAGAGUGAGUGCCAUGAGUUUGUGCUGAGAUAUAAUCUGACCUUGGGUUGGGUGUGGAAGACACAUCCUUCCAGCAGGGAGUGGUUGGGAACCAGACAUCCUGAAUGGCAAGAGGACUUGGGGAGCGUCAGCUCUUAGAUCAUGAGACCCCCCUGUGGGUAGCUCUGUCAGAGAUGAGGCCUGGCUGCGUGCAUGUUUCAGUCUGGACCAGAAGCAAAUAACUUGCAAAUCAGUUGCUGCUGGCACCAUGCAUCCCUUCUCAUAUACCAAGAACUAAUAAAGAGGAAACCAAAAACGGGAUAGCGAACUGAGCGCUGCAGUGGAUGUGGCCAUAAUGAGCCUGCGAGACGAACUGAGGCCAGUCCCCGGGGUGAGAAGGCCACCCAGGGCCUCGCACCUCCAGGGUGCCCAUCGUCUGCCCCGUCGGUGACAGCGUUUCCUGAAACAGAGCUGGGCACGUGUCUGACGGUGAGACAGGUCUCGAGGCCUGCUGUGACGUCCAGCCAAGUCUGAAGCAGCGCGCUCACCUGACUGUCAUUCGGUCGUAGUGGGGGCUUUGCUCGCCUCAGGGCCUUUGCAUGUGCUGUUCCUGUGCAUGCUGCUCUCCCUGCUCACCUGGGUGGUUCCUGGGCGUCCAUCACAUUUUCAGUUCACUGAAAUGUCAGACCGCCCUUGUCCCCCACACUUAACCUCAGUCUUAUGUCAGUUCCCUUUGUGUUACCAGAGUCUCUCGCUAUUCCCUCUACUUUCCCUCCACAGCAUUUCUCACUGUGCGUGGUUUUGCACGUGUGUGACAACGCAGCUGGACCACAGGCCCACACUGGCAGGACCUGAACCUGAUGCACCUAGCAUGUAGUCAGUGCUCAGUUUUUGUUUGGAGCCUGGAUUUGAGCAGUUUAAAGUGUCGGAAAGAUCGCACAGAAACUGGAUCAGAUUGUACUUGGAGGAAAAUAACUCAGAAGUCGUUUUCAACCUGGGAGCCAAGGUUCGCAGGCAGUACCUGGACGCACUGAGGACGCUGAAGCUGUCGCUGAGCAGACGAGCGGCCCAGUAUGACGUCUACUCCAUGGCGGUGGGGACCGUCCUGGUCCUGGAGGCCCUCGUCCUGCUCCUGUUCAGUGUCCCGCAGGCGCUGAGCAGCAGGGCUGAGCUGGACAUCCCCCUGCUGUCGCCUGUGUGCUCUCUGCUCUUCUACCUGCUGCUCCUGGCGCUCGCAGCGCUCCACGGCGUCGUGUGCACCGCCGCCGACAGCUCGUGCUUCCUGUGCGGCCUCCCGUGGCUGGCUGCGGGCGGAGCGAUGACGCUGGUCGCCGCACUGCUCUGCGCGGGCGUGUCUGCUCUCACCAGGGUUUUUGCCGGUGGGAAGUGUCUGAGUCAGAAUCCACCUCAGUCCACCUCAAGGUGGUCAGAGUUAGAUCUUCUCAGCUUCUUGGGAACCGUGGGCCAUGUGUUGAGUCUGGGCGCAAGCAGCUUCAUCGAAGAGGAGCACCAGACCUGGUACUUCCUUGUCAACACACUGUGUUUAGCUCUGUGCCACCAGAUCUACAGAAACUGCUUUCUGGGAGACGACCAUGCCCCUCAGCGUUGCCCACACACGGGAGAGGAGUUUGACGGGGUCGCGGUGGCCCUGCAGGGCAAGCGUGCUGGCCCUGAGGGGUGGGAGCUCAGCCGAGCGCCCGCAGACACCUCCUCCCUGGAAGCCCUCAGAGGCCCUGAGCGGUGGAUGGUGCUGGCGAGCCCCUGGCUGGUUCUGGCCUGCUGCCGGCUGCUGCGGUCCCUGAACCAGACCGGUGUGCAGUGGGCCCACCGGCCCGACCUGGGGCACUGGCUCACCAGCUCUGAUCAUAAGGCUGAACUCUCUGUUCUGGCCGCACUUUCCCUCACCAUGAUUUUUGUGUUGGUUCAGAAGAGGUGCUCCCUCACAUCAAAAGUGGCCAUGGCGUUUGGCCUGCUGGGCAUCUAUUGCUACCGGGCGGCCAUUGGAAAUGUGCUGUUCCCAUGGCAACCAGACAACAAAGACAUUUCAAAGGGCAUUACCGAGGCUCGUUUUGUUUAUGUCUUUGUCCUUGGCAUUCUGUUCACGGGCACCAAAGACUUGCUUAAAUCUCAAAUCAUUGCUGCAGACUUCACGGCCAGGACUGUGGGCCUCUGGGAGAUAUACAGCGGCUUAGUUCUCCUGGCAGCACUGCUCCUCAGACCCCACAAUCUUCCCGUCUUGGUGCUGAGCCUCGCAAUCCAGACCAUCAUGACUCAGUUCAUCUGGAGGCCCCUGAGGCAUGACGUAGCUGAGGUCACUGUGAUGCAUUACUGGUUUGGUCAAGCAUUCUUCUAUUUUCAGGGAAACUCCAACAGCAUCGCCACUGUGGACAUCUCAGCAGGCUUCGUGGGCCUGGAUGCCUACAUGGAGAUCCCAGCCAUGUUCCUGACGGCAUUUGCGACAUACUCGGGGCCUGUGCUGUGGGCCAGCCACCUGGUGAACUUCCUGACCUCAGAAGCCAGCAGCGGCUCGGCACUGAGUCAUGCUUGCUUCUGCUACGCGCUCAUUUGUUCUAUUCCAGUUUCUGUCUAUAUCAUUUUGGUGACGUCCCUGCGUUAUCACUUAUUUAUAUGGAGUGUGUUUUCUCCAAAACUUCUCUAUGAGGGAAUGCAUCUACUCAUCACAGCUGCUGUCUGUAUAUUCUUCACAGCCAUGGACCAAACCAACACAAAGUCUUAGACGGAGCUAUUAAGACACUGGAAAAAUUAUAUAUUUUUAAACUCUUUUGUUUACUUCAUGGGUUUGUGUCAUGAAGGAUAUCUGUUUAAAUGCAAGAUUAUUCUUUAAAAAAAAGAUGUUAAUUCUAUAAGGUUGAUGAAUAGCUUCAAUUUCUUUGAUUACUAUACUUGAAUUUAGAUUGAGUAGUAAGUAGUUUAAAAAGCUCAUUUUAAAAUACUUGGUUUGGAUAUGCAUCAUAUUUCCCUGUUGACAAUCACUCUGGGAACUUCUGAGCUUUAAAUUUCCUCUGGAUAAGUUACCCGAAUAUAUGUGUUUAAAUUGAAGAAUACAGUUUCCAGAUUUGUUAGUGUCCAGGGAUUCUGUGGGACGAGGCUCACACGCUGCCAGGGUCCCCUUGCAAAGCUCAGGGCCUUUAUGAUCCAGGAACCACCAGGGGUCCCAGAAGCUUGGGUUUAUGUGGGCUAUACCUGUCAGCAUUUAUGGCAUUUAAAAUUAAAACUAAGACAUUUAAAAUAAAUAUAUUCAAUUAAAAAUAAAGAUAUAAAUCAUUUGCGACACCAA
Bubalus bubalis (water buffalo) is the source of this 5036-nucleotide messenger RNA. RefSeq names its product phosphatidylinositol glycan anchor biosynthesis class G (gene PIGG). Lineage: Eukaryota; Metazoa; Chordata; Mammalia; Artiodactyla; Bovidae. Bases 2826 to 4475 code for a protein of 549 amino acids. The transcript is spliced from 8 exons. Gene Ontology annotation, biological process: GPI anchor biosynthetic process. The record is from RefSeq and is a predicted model, not a curated record. Gene Ontology annotation, cellular component: endoplasmic reticulum membrane.